Messenger RNA from Chilo suppressalis (striped riceborer), 1386 nucleotides. Lineage: Eukaryota; Metazoa; Arthropoda; Insecta; Lepidoptera; Crambidae. The record is from the annotation of a GenBank genome assembly.
AUGCAUAAUGACAAUGUAUCGUACGGUAGUGCCAGUGAUCUACUGGACAGCCAUGUACUGGGCAACGAGAAGCAUCAGGAGCCGGCGAUGGAGAGAUCGACGAGAUCAAAUCUCGACGGCAACAGUGUCGAUAUUGGAGAAAUAACUGAAUCGCCAGAUACUGAAUAUAUGAGCACUUCUGCAAUUUUACACUAUUGUAAAUCGAAGAUAUUGGUACCGUAUUUAAAACUGCUGACUAUAAUGGGAUUACGUCCGGUUGUUGACGUUUCGAACUCUUCAAAAUGUGCUAUAUUUCUUUCGCAUUUUCAUUCUGCUCAGAUAGCAGUGUUUAUGAUUGCAGGCUAUAUUCUUCAGUAUAUGGCUUGUUUUAGACGAGACAGAAGCUUCUGCUACAAAUUGGUUCCCCUAGCGUUAAGUUCACCCUUGGAAUACGAUACGUAUAAACAAGUGUGUUACGGGAAUGUUACUUUAGUAUACAUUGGUCCUAGCGUUUUGCAUUUUUUAGGAUUUGCAUAUGCUUUAUAUUUGUUUCGGGUUUCUGAUAAUGAGCAGCUGCAAAACUUGAUGGAAAGGGUUUUUUUAUUGUCAUCGUACGCGCCACAAGGAAUGCCCACAAAUAAACCGAAGCGACUCUUACGCAUGUUGUGGGUUUUCAUUAUUCUCGGCGUGCUUUGGAUGUGUUUAUCGCUGUGUUCAGUAAAUUUUAUGAUCACACAAGGGGAUAUUAUGUUUAAAUGGGUGAAUACAAGAUCUAGAGAUGUAUCGAUGGCGCUGCGCGUGCUGCUAGUGGCUUGUACGGUGAUCCACGACAUGGUGCAGGCUACUGCAAUCACCAGCUAUUGCCUACAGGCGCAGCUACUGCAGGCGCACCUCAUGUUCCUCAAGGAGCGCCUGCUGCACCGCACCAUCACGCCGCUCCAUUGGAUGAGGGAAAUCUCCGAGUUCCGUAAAUUGUUGAAGUAUCUGAACGAGGAGUUGGCCCCGGCCGUGUGCCUGUUCACUUUGGUGAACGUGUCGUGGGCGGCGUCGGGCGCGUUGUGGCUAUGCGGCGCCGACCGCGUCGACGUCACCGCCGGCCCGCUGCUGGCCGUCAGUGCGCUUAACCUGGCGCUGUGGCUCACCGCCGUCGUGGCGCCCUUCGUGCAGGCAGCGCGGUUGACCAGCGAAUGCCGCAAGACUCAAUCAGUGGGGCACGAACUAUGCGUGCGCCCUUUCCUACACCAAGAUACGUCGCAAGAAGACAUCAUCACCGUGCUAAUGUUUGCGUCUACGCUUCGUCUCCAAGCGAAACUAUUCCAUUGUCCCAUUGCAGGCAGAUACAUCUGCGGUCUUCUAACAAUCGCCAUCGUAGUUCUAUUGUGUUUAGGCAUGUGUCACUAUUUAUAA